Molecule: messenger RNA, 3042 nt
Organism: Erpetoichthys calabaricus (reedfish)
Lineage: Eukaryota; Metazoa; Chordata; Cladistia; Polypteriformes; Polypteridae
Gene: hoxb9a
Product: homeobox B9a
Exons: 2
Coding region: 1997-2743 (248 amino acids)
Biological process (GO): DNA-templated transcription; embryonic skeletal system morphogenesis; regulation of transcription by RNA polymerase II
Cellular component (GO): nucleus
Molecular function (GO): DNA-binding transcription factor activity, RNA polymerase II-specific; RNA polymerase II cis-regulatory region sequence-specific DNA binding
Source: RefSeq, a predicted model, not a curated record
UACGAAUGCAUUGUUCUUGCACGUAUACGAUCUUUGUACAUACAGUUUAAGGGUUUCUUUAACAUCCAAAGUUCAUUUCACAUUGACACUGUUCUGUACAAUUUAAUAAAAGGCAAGUAUUUUGAUUGUAUUACAUAGCAUCAGGAAUGUAAAGAUUUAUUUUAGUAUGACUCACGUUUUUAUUUGCAGUUACUUAUCUCUGUAUACUUAAUUUAUUCUGUGCCCGUGGAAUAGCAUACAAUUGAUUGUUGAAAAUCCUGACUCCAUACCUAAAGUCUAAAAAAAUCAAAAUUAACAAAAUAUGAUCAUUUUACUUCUAAAUAUAAAUUCGAAAUCUUUAUCAGCGGUUAAUGGAAACGAGAAUGACUCCCGUUGAGGUGUCUAUAUGACCUGGUAUGGCUAAAGAUUCUUUGAGCUACGACUCUUCCAAUACUUCGGGCCCACGAAAAAUUAUUAGAUUAUUGAAAUUGGUAAGAUAAAUGUAAUUUUUUCCAGUAGUAUACAUUUAAAAAUAUCUAUUUUGUUCAACGUGUAUUUCCCUAAUAAUUCCACGGAUUAAUUUACAUGGGAUUAAUUUUAAAAAUUAAAGAGCGAAUUCAUAGAAAAUGAUGAGUUAACCGUAGCAAUUGAUUUCCCCGAUGCAUCUUUUGUUCAUUCUUUGUUUCAUUUCAUAACAUUGUAGGAAAUUAGAUUUUCAGAACGGAGUCUCGGCGACAGUGUGUUUAUUUCUGUGAAAGAAAAACAGUUGAGUUCAGCUUCACAGCCUUUCUCGUUGCAUACAUAACAUUUUACACACACGGUUCACUUCUGCAUUACCUGUUUUUUUAUACGAUAUACAGUUGUAUGUCUGUAUUCCAGUAGGAAUGAAAGCUCUGUGGAUUUGUGGUUCUUGGAUGAAGCAAGAAAUUCCUACUGAGUUUAUAGUGCUCACUUUUGUUUACUCUGUAGAACAGGAAAGGGUCGCGUUGUGUGGAACUUUGUUUUCAGAAUGAGCAAAGGCUGUUUCUGCCUAGUCAUAAAUAGCACCCUAAUCGUGCAUUAGAGAAAAGGAUUAACGAAAAAAUAAGACCAUUCAUGCCAUUUUUUUUGCUGCAACUUAAACUGUUAGAGUAAUCUUUUAUUUAAAAAAAAAGGCUAAUGGAAAAAAUAUUUAUUUAAUUGUUAUUGUGGACUGCUUUUAGGAAAUUCAUAACGAAUUGUUUCUGUGGUAUAAUUAUUCAGUCUGAAUAUUUAAAAUACUGAGUUCCAGGUACACUAUACCAAGACUUUUCGACCAUUCGCAAAAACAAAUAUUUCAGAAGAUACAGUUUUAUAAUAAUAAAAUAAUACUCAAUAACAAUAAUAAUAAUAAUAAUAAUUAGAAGAAGAAGAAUAGGUGUGUUUUGUUAGUACUGCUGUGACAUAGGCACCUGCUCCGUUGUAUGAAUUAGUAAGAAAUUAUUUGUACAUUUUCUCGACAAGCUAUCAGUAUUGUAACAACAAAACAAAUAAAAUAAUAUAGGGAAGAGUCUUGUGUGUGUUCUGCAUAAUGCACAGAAGACCAUUCUUUAUACAAAAAAUAUUGACUGCUGAUGCCUAACAAUCAAACAUAGUUUGCAGACAAUUUUUAAAAAUAGUGGAUUGUGUAUAAUGCGCAACUUUUAUAAGAAUGAACAUAAUGUUUUCUUAUUUUAUAAUGGAGUAAAAACUAAAAUGGUCGUGAUGCAGUUUGAGCAUGUGGGUAUAUAUUUGCAUAAAAAGUAUAGUAUGUUAUCGAAGAUAUGGAUUGUAAGAAAAGAACACUCUUUUGGGCUGCCCCUCUGGCGGAUUGAUUUACGCCUCAUUGACGCUUUAUCAGGCACACGAAAAAAGUCUGACCAAUCAUUCGCUGGGAGCUCACAGCACAGCAGCCAAGCUGUAUUUUGUUGGCUGGAAAGUUAAAAAGGGUAGUGUACAAAUCUACAUCUGUCCUAUAUAUUUUCCCUUCAAUGAACCGUGUUUUGUAUGAUGUCUGAGAAUGUCCAUUUCUGGAGCUCUGAGCAAUUAUUAUGUCGAUUCUAUUAUAAGUCACGAAAGCGAAGAUGUCGCCUCAGCCAAGUUCUCCGCUGGACCUUAUGUAGGUUCGAGGCAGCCGGGACACAGCGAACAUCUAGAGUUUCCUUCGUGCAGUUUUCAGCCUAAAUCUCCAGUUUUCAGCGCAUCUUGGAAUCCUUUUAAUCCACAUUCGUCUCCAGGGUUGUCUACUAUUUACCAUCCUUACUUCCCGUCUCAGAGUACCCCGACUUCGGACAAUAGGUACCUACGUACUUGGCUCGAUUCAGUCCCAAGGACAGACCCUUUGCCUCUGCAGGGACAGGUGAAAGUUGAGCCGUUGGCUGGACAUGUUACGGAGAGCCAGAAAAGUGGAGCGCAAGAUUACAAUUUGGAGCCCUCAUCUGAAAGGGAGAUUAAUUCCAAUCAAGGCCUCAGCUUCGAAGACAAUAAUGAAAUUUGUGAAGUUAGGCGGGACAAAGACAUGCCAGAUCAAAGCAACCCAUCCGCCAAUUGGUUGCAUGCCCGUUCUUCUCGGAAGAAAAGAUGCCCGUACACCAAGUACCAAACACUGGAAUUGGAAAAGGAAUUUUUAUUCAAUAUGUACCUGACUAGAGACCGAAGACACGAAGUGGCCCGACUACUGAACUUGACAGAAAGACAAGUGAAAAUAUGGUUUCAAAACAGGCGAAUGAAAUUGAAAAAAAUGAAGAAGGAGCAACCAAAUGAAUAAAAAAAAAAACACUUUUCAACAUUCUUCUAUUAUUUAAAUGACAGUGAUUCCAAUUCCAUGUCACUCACCCUUAUUGUAUAUCUGUCCAUAGGUGCAUUUCCUUCAUAGUGGUGUUUGAAAACCUUGUACAGUUUCUAAAUAAAUGUUCUUUAUGUCUUUAUGGGUUGUUACGUUAGAACACUCCUGUUUUAGAGUCAAUUAUGUUCCUCAGGUUUGUUAAGGUUUUCACCAUAUGAAAAAUAUUUUGACUAUAUUAAUUAAACAGGAAUAUCCGCAACAAGAAUGUUUUUAACCUCACA